CAUCAGAGAACAGCGGUCGCGCCGGGGAAGGGAGCGCGUGACUAAUUUUUCUUACCCAAAAGGUCCGAGAGACUUUGCAAAUCCCUAUAUAAUAACGCAGUUGGGUCCUAGGAUAUGGCUUUGGUCGACCUGCGGGCGGCUUUGGAGAGCCUGCUCGGGCCUGCAAGAGCUGGCAGGUUCACCGACGCAGACCUGAACCUGCUAUUGGAGGGUGGCUACGCUACGCAAGAUGACCUGAAGGAUGCCAGCCAUACCGGCCUCCAGCGAGCCGGGCUCAAACCCGCGAGGGCGGACCAAAUUAUCCACGCGCAAGCCGCCGCAUCACAACUCCUCACCGAGGUUUCCUGCUCGAAUGUGGUGCGCCUAGUGGACGCGGACGAGACCGUCGGCUCCUGUUGCCUGGUCAGCUUCAACGGCCGGAACUUCGUGCUGGCCGCGCGCCAUUGCAUGAACCCCAAGGCCGGCCAGCGCAUCAACGUGGAGAGCUUCGCAAUCUGCGGCCACGGGCUCAGGCAUCUCGCCAGCUUCCCGCAGCACGACGUGACGGUGCUGCUGCUGGACGGCGGCGGCACAGCAGGGCUGCCUGACGUGCUGAGGAAUGCUACCCCCUUUAUGGUGGACGGUGGCAUAGGGCUGAUGCCUGGCAUAGCGGUCACGCUGAUCGGCUUUCCGCUCGCGGCAGACAAGACCGUCGUGGGCUUCCAACAGUCGGGUCUCCCCCUGGCCGCCCCGGGUCUCGUCUGCUGGCUCAGCAAGGCGGCGGACGAGGCGAUCUGUUCGUACUCAGGGGUGUUCUCCAACUGCAGCGGCGGCGCUGUGACCUUCGGCCCGCCUCACCGGUACCUGGCCGGCAUGCACACGGGCAUCACGUGGCACGAGAAGGGGACCGACCCGCGGGACAUCGCUCCAGAAGCGGGCCCGAGUGGCAGCGGCAGCGGCGCACCAGCAGCGGCUACAGCGGCCGGCGGCGAGCUGGUGGUGGAGACGGACACGUGGUCGGGUGACAGCGCCACGGGGCUGGCCGGGCAGGCAAGGGCGUGCGGUGGCAAGCGUAGCCGGCAGGAGGGCCGGGCUCGUGACUGCGACGUGCAGUACUGCCUCAACAACGUGGAGCACAAGUCGUGCAUGGGGACGUUCGUGCCCGCACACGUGCUAGUCCGGCUGCUGCACCGCUGCCAUGAGCUGCUGGCUGCAGCUGGUGACGAGGACCGGGGGCGCUGAGCGAGUAGCGCUGGCGACUGGAUGCGUGCCCAGGCUAUUAUCGUGGGCAAUCAUCGUGGGCAGGACGGUGUGGUGUGGCAUGGUGUGGUGUGGUUAUCAGGUCCAUGCUAAUUGAUUUGCAUUUGUUGCCUAGCAUAUUUGCCGUACGCAACUGUACAGCAGGGGGCUCGAAAUGGUAGGCUGCCCUUUCCCAUGUCCGCAAUGGUUGCACGUGAGGAUGGUUGCAGAAUGCUGUGUCAGGUUACGCCAUAAGGACUAGCGCAGUCCGGUGCACUUGUGAUUUGCCGUGCACAAGCAACACAGCGACUGCGCGCACAAGCAUGAGCACUUCAACCGCUUAACGCAGUUGGUGACGAAUUGUGCACCAUGGUCAUGUAGUGCUUGAGGCAGGCGUGCGGCCGGUGCGGGGGCGCAGGUUGUAAUUGUCAUGGAUACCGAUUUGGUCGUUUGCAGCACCUGGGGCCUGGCACGGAGGUCUGUGCGUGUUGAGUAACAUGUGGUCGGGCCGUGGGUGGCGAUCCUGGGGGAGUGCUGCAACCGAGGACAGAGUGAGGCAUUGCCCUACAGUGUACCCAGACAGUGUAUCCAGACGGCCAGACGCUUACUCCUUUGCGGUGGGGGGGCGGGCCUGUUACCGCUGGUGCCGCAUGUGAAAGCGCGGCAAGCCGGCCUCACGGUACGGUGUGUGUUGGGUGUGUGUGGUCUGCUGCCGUACGUGCCCCCGUGGACCCGGGUCGCGGCGGUGUGGCUGCGCCAGGUGCACCCGGCGGCAACGCCCCUGCGCUAGCUGGUGCGGGGGACCGCGGACCGUGUGCUAAAUAAGCCGCUCACCCCGGCGUGCAAGCCGUUUGCGCGUCUGCUGAAAGCCAUGACUAAGUUGCCCCCGGUGACUCUUGUGGCGCCGCCCGAGCCGGGCGCGUGGGUGAGUCAUGUGCCGUUGUGGGCUAACCCGGCGCUGUGUGAGGACGGCCGCACGUGGGAAGUGGCUUUCGCGGAUUUGUUCGCUCUGCCGGGACUGGCGUGUGUGGGCCAGCUGGUUGCAGCGCAUGACGGCCUGAACGAAUUGCGGCAGGCAUGUACACGCCCUUGGGCGUGGGGCUCCCGGUUUGGUGAAGCGUGUGUAUGUAUGUGACUGCUGUGUGGCGGCGGGUGCUGCACUGGAGUACGCGGGCGCGCCUGCCGUCGCCCCUGCCGGGGCCGGCGUCGCCUCAAGAGGCGGCCGACCGGUUUGCGGCGGCGGUGGCCCUUCUCCCCGCUGGCUGGGCUGCCGCCGCGCGUGCCGCCCAGCUGGCUCGGGGGCGUGCCGCCACGCUGCCGCUCCCGGCGGCCGACAUCGUGAGUGCUACGGCGGAGUCGGUGCAACAGAUGGAUGGUUGCAGUGCGGGGGGCCGCCCAUCCUGCUCACUGCCUACACGGUGAAGGCGGGGACCGUGCUACAAAUGGCUGCACAGUUAGCCGCCCUGAAGGCUAAGCAUUUGCAAUAUGUGUGCGACGCGGGUGUGUCGGGGGAGGAGGCUGCCCUUGCGGCGGGGGCCUUCGUGUGCACCUUGGCCCGCUUGUGGUCGCUGAAAUGGGAGAAUCAUCAUAAGGAAGCACUGUGGCGUGUGGCUGCCAACGCUUGCUGGGCGUUUCCACGGCAUGCUAGCGAGCGUGCGCGCGGCGUUGCUGUUGACCCGUGUUGGGCGUGUGGGGUUGGCAUGCAGGAUGGAGACCGGCGUCACUGGUUUUGGGACUGCGGGAAAACAUGGGGAUGGCUAUGGAUUUCAUGCCAGAGGAUGCUCUAAGUGCCUUCGCUCGUGAGGAGUUGUGGUUAGUGCGCCCGCCUGCGAGACUCGUGCCACCUUUGUGGGAUGUGGUGUGUCUCGCUGCUAUGUCUGCCCUGGACUUUGGUCGGCAGCGUAUGGUUAUGGCCGGGCUGGCGGCGCGAGCGAAGCUGCCGUCGGCCCGGGUGCUGAGCAUUGGACUUGCCGUCGUAGCUGACUUCUGGGGUCGUCUCCAGACGUUUGUGACUGAGGAUAUCAGGCCAAUUUUGCCCUGGUUAGUGCUGUGCGUGUGUGCUGCGGCCUGGACGAUUCCCGGCACUCCUGUGCCUAGGCUUGUGGCGUUGAGGCACAGCGGUGGGGCUCUGGCGGGUUGAGGCUUGGCUAGGACUCACUGUGCGCGGAGUCACACGGACUUUGACCGCGGGAGGGUUUGCAGCAAAGUCGGGGUUGGUGGAGUCAAGUUGGGCCCUGAUAGCAUGUGAUAGCUCGGCGUCUUCGGGUGCUGGGACUGUCCCCUCUGUAACAUCCGCAUUCU
Messenger RNA from Chlamydomonas reinhardtii, 3519 nucleotides. RefSeq lists its product as uncharacterized. NCBI's taxonomy places the organism in Eukaryota, Viridiplantae, Chlorophyta, Chlorophyceae, Chlamydomonadales, Chlamydomonadaceae. The transcript has 5 exons. The record is from RefSeq and is a predicted model, not a curated record. The coding region runs from base 115 to 1221 and encodes 368 amino acids.